ACUACUCGCCUAGGAAAUCAAAUCCGUCUCCAAAUUUAUCCCGUGGUUCCAAAACAAUACAGAGAGAGAGAGAGAGAGAGAGAGGACGGAGGACGGAGAAGAUGGCUCAAAUUGGUUGUUUUUCUUUUGGCAGUCCCAUGGAAUCUGGUAAUUACCGAAAAGGUAAUCUUCUUCCUCCAUCAUCCUUACACCAUCAUCCAUCGUUUUCCCUUCAUUACCAACAAUCUACAGACCCUAGUUCCCCUCUUCCUGCUCCAACUAUCAUCGUUCAAGAAAAACACCUGCAACCACAGUCGAUGAGGAAAAAGCACGAUGUGGGCCCCAAUAGUCUCCGAGGAGCUGAAUGGGUAAUCGAUCGGCUCCCUCAAAUGCCGCGUCGGGAGAUUCGUAGAGCUUUAUUCAACUUGACGACAGCGGGUAGGUACGGUACCGUUAUUUCUCUUUUCAACGAGUUGCAGUCACGAGGCACUCACCCAGAUAUUGUUACCUUGAACAUUGUAAUUAACUGCUACUUCCGCGCGAAACGAGUUGGUUUUGGGUUCUCUCUUUUCGGGUGCCUCUUCAAACGCGGUUAUGUGCCCAAUGUUAGUACCCUUUCCUUUCUGUUGAAUGGGCUUAUUUCUCAAGAUAAGACUGUUGAGGCCGUGGAGUUAUUUGAGAAAUUAGUCAGAAAAGGAAAAAUCAGACCCCAUAUGGGUAUGUGUGGACGUAUUUUAAAUGGCCUUUGCAAAAUGGGAAACACCGGACUGGCUAUUAGGUUUUUUAGGACGUUGGAAAAGGAAGGUUUAAAACCUGACACCAUGGCAUAUAGCAUGAUCAUUGACCGUCUUUGCAAGGACGGGAUGGUGGAUGACGCUCUCAACUUCUUAGUUGAAAUGAAUAGCAAAGGUAUUCGUGCAGAUGUCGUCACUUAUACAUCUUUGAUUUGUGGCCUCUGCGAUUGUGGCAAGUGGAAUGUGGCUACAGAAAUUCUGAGAGAAAUGUUGGAUAAUGAUGUUUCACCAAAUGUUCGUACAUUUACUGUGUUGGUCAGUGCACUUAGCAAGCAAGGGCUGACAAAGGAAGCGGAGGCGCUAUUUGAAGUCAUGAUAGAAAGAGGUUUGGAUCCUGAUGUAGUCAUUCACACGAAUCUGAUGCAAGGGUAUUGUUUGCAAGGCCAGAUGGAGGAAGCAAGGAGAAUUUUCAAUGCCAUGGUGGAUAGGGGCCUUGAUCCUGACACUCAUUCCUAUAACAUUUUGAUAAAGGGUUAUUGCAAGAACAUGAAAUUAGAUGAGGCUAUGCAUCUCUUCAGAGAAAUGCCUCUACGGGGUUUGGAAUGCGACACCAAAGAGUAUAACAUGAUCAUUGACACUCUUUGCAAGGAUGGUAUGGUGGAUGACGCUUUCAACUUCCUUGUAGAAAUGAAUAGCAAAGGUAUUCGUGCAGAUGUUUUAUGUUAUACCUCUUUGAUUCAUGGCCUAUGCAAACAUGGCAAGAGAAAGGAAGCUACAGAAAUGCUAAGAGUAAUGUUGGAUAGUGAAAUUCCACCAAAUGUUUGGACAUUUAAUGUGUUGGUCAGUGCACUUAGCAAGCUAGGGAUGACAGAGGAAGCGGAGGAGUUACUUGAAAUCAUGGAAGAAAGAGGUGUGGUUCCUGAUGUAGUCACUUACACGGGUCUCAUGAAGGGAUAUUGUUUGCAAGGCCAGAUGGAGGAAGCAAGGAGAAUUUUCAAUGCCAUGGUCGAUAGGGCAGUUCAUCCUAACACUUAUUGCUAUAACAUUUUGAUCGAGGGAUAUUGCAAGAACAUGAAAUUAGAAGAGGCCAUGCAUCUCUUCAGAGAAAUGCCUCUACGGGGUUUGGAAUGCGACACCAAAGAGUAUAACAUGAUCACUGCCAGUCUUUGGAAGAAUGGUAUGGUGGAUGAUGCUCUCAACUUCUUUGUAGAAAUGAAUAGCAAAGGUAUUCGUGCAGAUGUUUUCACUUAUACCUCUUUGAUUCAUGGCCUAUACAAACAUGGCAAGAGAAAGGAAGCUACAGGAAUGCUAAGAGAAAUGUUGGAUAGUAGAAUUCCACCAAAUGUUUGUACAUUUAAUGUGUUGGUCAGUGCACUUAGCAAGCUAGGGAUGACAGAGGAAGCGGAGGAGUUACUUGAAAUCAUGGAAGAAAGAGGUGUGGUUCCUGAUGUAGUCACUUACACGGGUCUCAUGAAGGGAUAUUGUUUGCUAGGCCGGAUGGUGGAAGCAAGGAGAAUUUUCAAUGCCAUGGUGGAUAGGGGCGUUCCUCCUGACAGUUUUUGCUAUAACACUUUGAUCAAGGGAUAUUGUGAGAACAUGCAAUUAGACGAGGCCAUGCAUCUCUUCCAAGAAAUGCCUCUACAGGGUUUGGAACGCGAUACCACUACUUUCACAAUUAUAUUGCAGGGUCUGGUUUCACUAGGUAGAUAUAAAGCUGCUGAAGAAAUUCUUAAUGAGAUGCAAACUGCUGACCUAAUUCCCGACAACAAAACUUGUGAUCUCUUGUUGAAAGGCCUUUUCCAAAGUGGGCAUAUUGAUGACGCAUUGUUCUUAUUUCAAAUGAUGGAAAACAAAGGUUUAGAUGUCGAUAUUGGCAAGUACAAUAUCCUUAGUGAUGCAUUUUGGAAGAAUAAAAAACUUGAGAAUGCAAGGGAUCUUGUCACUACGCUUCCUUCCAAAGGGUCAUGUCCUGAUGUUAAGACAUCAUUGUUGUGAUGCAAGAUCCUGUGAGAAUGAUGUCACUUACACGUUACACAUUAUCGAUGGGGAAUUCUUUGACGUUUGAAGUCCUUUGAUGGAAGUCCUUUGAGGCAUUUUUACUCCUUGAGGAAGUGACUGGAAUGGGUAUUUCGCCGAAUGCAUUGUAUCCUUGAAUUUUGAUUUAAUCUCAACUAAAGGAUUAAUUUCGCCAAAUGUUGGUGGAUGCACUUACUAAGGAAUGGAUGGAAAAAGGAAGCAGAAGUGGAUGCGCUUAUUGAGGCACCGAAUGCAUUGUAUCCUUGAAUUUUGAUUUAAUCUCAACUAAAGGAUUAAUUUCGCCAAAUGUUGGUGGAUGCACUUACUAAGGAAUGGAUGGAAAAAGGAAGCAGAAGUGGAUGCGCUUACUGAGGUACCGAUGGAAAAGGACACAGGAGGCACUCGCUGUCAUGAUGGAAAGAGUUAUGGAUAAUGAUGUAGUCAUACCGAGUAUCUAUUCUGCACAAAGGUGUCUGCUAACCAACACAUUAUUUAUUCUGCCGGCAUAAAUAGUUGCCUGUGUUUCAAACUUAGUGAGUCUUUAUCGGGUUGGUUAGUUAAUGUGUUAGUUUUACAUGUGGUAUUGGAAAAAUGACUGAUUCGUAA
Messenger RNA from Rhododendron vialii, 3335 nucleotides. RefSeq names its product pentatricopeptide repeat-containing protein At1g63330-like. The transcript has a single exon. The coding region runs from base 102 to 2708 and encodes 868 amino acids. NCBI's taxonomy places the organism in Eukaryota, Viridiplantae, Streptophyta, Magnoliopsida, Ericales, Ericaceae. Gene Ontology annotation, molecular function: protein binding. The record is from RefSeq and is a predicted model, not a curated record.